This is a messenger RNA of Scatophagus argus, 3221 nucleotides long. RefSeq lists its product as uncharacterized. Gene Ontology annotation, biological process: neutrophil migration. Gene Ontology annotation, molecular function: protein binding; calcium ion binding. The transcript is spliced from 19 exons. The coding region runs from base 104 to 3205 and encodes 1033 amino acids. Gene Ontology annotation, cellular component: cell surface; apical plasma membrane. The record is from RefSeq and is a predicted model, not a curated record. Lineage: Eukaryota; Metazoa; Chordata; Actinopteri; Scatophagidae.
CAGGAAACCGGUGAGUCUGAGCAGGUCAGUGAAGGCAGCACACACCUGUCACUUAUUAGGAGUCUGUCAUUCCCAGCCAAGCCUUGAUUUUAAGAAACACAACAUGCUGUCUUUGGCUGGAAUUACGAAGAAAAUGAGCUCCCUAGAGUUUCUGUUCAUCUUACUCACACUGGCUCCGCAUACCAUAUCGUUUGGGUGUUGCAACAAUAUUUCCUUCUCAGUGUGCUGGAUGAGCAAGGGUGAUGUUCUAGAAAGGCAAAAUACAAACAUAUGGUUCAAUAAUACAUCCCUGAAAUCCAUUGGGAAGGGAGGUAAAGUUACCUCUCUGACGGUGUCCCCAGUAGUAGAAAACAAGCUUACCCUUCAGUAUGAAGGCUCCGUUCAGACAUGGACUUUUAGAAUUACCCCAAGUACAAAGUUCACUCAAAUCAGAGGCCGGCAGAAACCCCAAGAACAACCAACGAGUGCCACGAAGCGUUUCCUGGACUUGAUGAGUCCCACUGAGGUGUUUGCAUGUGAAAGUGGCACAUUAUUUUUUCACCAGGAUGAAAACUUCUUCCUUGCAAUUGGCUACACAAUGAGCUUCCCUGUCAAGCUCACAUCCAGGACUUCCUCCAUGCUGCUGGUCUCCUGGGUGGAGAGCCCUCCAGCUGUCAGCAACAGCCAUGCUACGACCCUGUACCACACUGAACUGGGUUCCUAUAAAACUCUCAGUGUGGACACAACCACAAACAACCACUACAGCUUCGCAGCUCUGGACUCCUGCAGCCCCUAUGUGGCCUGCGUGGAGAUUGCAGGCACUCAUUCCUUCACCUGCCUCUCUACUAUUACUGAACCAGACGCUCCCAAGGACUUUGAGGUGACGUCAUGGAACAGCAGUAGCAUAUCUUUGGCCUGGGACUGCCCUGAGAACAGCAAGUUCUCGCUCUUCCUCCUCACCGCCUUCUACCUCAAUGGAACAGACCACGUCACAGAGGAGGUGCCCUUAUGGCACAAGAGCAACAACUUUGCGUUCACCUUGUCUGACCUGCAGCCUUGCAGCAAGGUUAAGUUUGGCCUGCAGACCGUUUGCCAGGCAGGGAUAGAGACCCACUACAGCACGAUGGUCCUGAAUGAUGGAAACUCCUUUCACUCCAGCAUCGAGGCCUUGUGUCAGACAUCAUUUGGCUCCGAUAACUACACCCUGAGCUGGGAUGUGAGGAACACCUCGUCCAUCUCCAUGUUCAGAGUCUACCACGAGGGGACACUGCAGGGUACCACGCUCAUCACCAACUUCACUGUGGGGGGCCUGGUGUCAUGCCAACAGUACCAAGCCAAGGUGGAGGCGCUGUGUGGAGAUGGUGUGCUCAUGAGUGUGAAGACAUUCACAGCACAUACAGGACCUCGUGGUGUGUCUGGGCUCAGAUAUCGCUCUAACGACUCCACCGCCCUGUGGCAGUCCAGGACCUCCUACCACCCAGCGGUGGCCUUUUUGUAUGAACUUUCUCUGCAGAACGGCACCCAACUACAGAGCAGCCGUGUGACAGACUCAGAGCUGCAUCUCCCAGGGCUGGAGGAAGGGAAGACCUAUGUCCUCGAUGUGUGGGAGGAAUGUGACGGUCAGUGGGAGUCGGAACAUUCUCAUGUGCACUUUGAGGGAUCUAAUUCAUCCAUGGAGUUCCUCUUGAGGGCAGUUGGACCUGCUCUGAACCAAGCUUCUGUAGAUCUGGAGUUCGACAUUUCCAGCAUGGGUCUCACAAUGGUCGUGCCCUGGUCUGUGCCCGAGGAUCUCCAGGAUAAUGCACUAGAACCAAGAGCUGCAAUGGAGAAGAUUUUCAAAGAUAAGCUGCAGUAUUUGUUGAAAGACUUUGAUCAGCCAGCCCGCAUUGAGUUGGCCACCUUUGAACCUGCAGACGAGCCAGACAAAACAGAGAUUCUGUUUGUGUCUUUUGAUGCAUCUGAAACUGAAGAUGUGCUGCUGCCGGUUGAAGAUCAGAUGGAUUACAUUCGCUCCCUGAAUGAAACUGACAUCACUGUUAAGGAUGGGGUCAUUUACUGGGAUGGGCCAGAUCUGUGCGCCUUGUCCGAGCAGACUGUGUGUCCUCGUUAUUCCCUUUGCAUCAACACUCUGGGCUCCUACACCUGUGUGUGCCAACAUGGCUACUACGACGUGAGCUCCUUCAUCGAGCCUCCUGUGGUUUCACAUCCAUUCUGCAACGAAAAGGGCCUUUUCAGCCAGUGUCUGGAUACGCUGGUGACUGGUGGAAUAGCAAAACCCUACCUGACCUCUUACAUGGGAGGGAAAUUUGAUGUGAUGCUGAACGAUGGGCGGUGCACCUCGAAUGAGACGGAGAAGUUCUACUACUUCCGUGCCUCACGAAAAGUCUCUGAGUGUGGGACUGAGAGGCGGGUGAACAAAACCCACAUCGAGUUCCGAAACUCUCUGACCGUGACCUUGAGCAAAGAGCAAACCAUCAGCCGACGGGAUCUAAAAGUCGUGUGGAAGUGUGUCUACCCACGACAUUAUUUUCGCAACACUCUUGUCAGUUUGGAUAUGGAGUGGCUCUCCAUCCUCUCUUUGGAAGAGUUCAACUCAUCACUGCAGCUUGGGCUGACCAUGACCCUGUACACCGAUGUGUCAUACACCUACAGCUACAGGGAUGCCAUAACCCUGGAGCCUGAGGACAUCUUAUUCUUGGAAGUGGCCCUGCAGACCAACAACUCUUUUGUGUCAGGUGUGCUCCUGCAGGUGGAGUCAUGCUGGGCCACUGAGAGCCCUGACCCACAGGACGCAGUCCAGGGUGUUCUGCUUCAGGAUGGCUGUCCUGUUGACAACACGUUCCACUGGCUCUCUGUUAACGGCGCAGCGCAGAACAGCAGAUUUUCCUUUCAGAUGUUCACCAUGCCCAAAGGGCUGCCCAUCUACAUGCACUGCCUGGCCAACAUAUGUGCACACGAUGAAAACUGUGUAAAGAACUGCACCAGCCCGCAGCGCAGCAAGAGGUCAGUGAACCAGAUGGACAGAAAGGGGAAACGAGCUGCCGUCGUGUCUGCUGGACCUCUGGUGGUCAACAAGAGGGUGAAGUCAGAAUUUUCUUACUGGGUAGAGCCCAUGACCAUGAUCUCCAUUGUUGCUGGAUCAAUAGGUUUUUUGGGAGUAACUGUACUCUUAGUGAGUGCAACCAAAGCAAUCAUGACUUACUAUGAACGCCUACAUCGAAAAUAAAAUGUUUAGAAAACCA